This is a messenger RNA of Mangifera indica (mango), 2150 nucleotides long. RefSeq lists its product as uncharacterized. The record is from RefSeq and is a predicted model, not a curated record. Gene Ontology annotation, cellular component: membrane. Gene Ontology annotation, biological process: protein N-linked glycosylation; N-acetylglucosamine metabolic process. The transcript has 2 exons. NCBI's taxonomy places the organism in Eukaryota, Viridiplantae, Streptophyta, Magnoliopsida, Sapindales, Anacardiaceae. The coding region runs from base 478 to 1656 and encodes 392 amino acids. Gene Ontology annotation, molecular function: beta-1,4-mannosylglycoprotein 4-beta-N-acetylglucosaminyltransferase activity.
GUUAGGUAGAAGACAAAAGAAACGGCUCCCUCUGCUGUUCUUCUUAAAGUCUUUUCUACUGCCACCCGUUAACAGAGAGGCCACAGCCUUGCAUCUCUAUUCAAAUAUAGAUAUUUAUUUUUUAAUUUUUUAAUUUAAUUUCUUUUUUUUAAAACUAUUAUACCUCGUUGUUACUGAUUUAUUGUUGGGUUUGAUAUUAAUAAUAUAGAUUAAUACUCCAUUAUCACUAAUUUUGGCUAUUCUUAGCGAUCCACAUUAUCUGGUUUGAAGUAGAGAUAAUAAUACUGGCGCCACGGAGUUGGAGGUUCUGGGAUCUGAAGUUGAGCCUGAGGAGGAAGAUUUCUGGGUUUUGUUUUUAUUUUUUUUUUCGAUUUGACAUCUGGGUUGUCGAAGAGAAGAAAGGGCUUUUGAAGAAAUACUCGGGGCAUUUCGGUCAUUGUUGAACUGAUCUGUUCGGGAACACUGUAUUGACCGAGAAUGUGGUGGAUGAUGAGUAAUGAAGGUGGUCAUUACUGUUCUAAAAAGAGUGAUGAUAUUUGCGGUAAUGUCUGUGGCCAGGAAUCAAGUCGAGGUCUAACCAUGUCAAGAAUACGCUGCAUUCUUCGUGGCUUAGACUUGAAGACCUAUAUAUUUCUGUUUGCACUUGUCCCAGCAUGCAUGUUUGGCAUCUAUGUGCAUGGUCAGAAGAUCUCAUACUUUCUGCGACCACUGUGGGAAUCCCCACCCAAACCCUUUCAUGAAAUCCCACACUAUUAUCAUGAGAAUGUGUCAAUGGAGAGACUGUGCAAACUUCAUGGUUGGGGGAUCCGUGAAUACCCUAGACGUGUAUAUGAUGCUAUUUUGUUCAGCAAUGAGCUGGACAUUCUCACUAUACGCUGGAAAGAAUUGUACCCAUAUGUAACUCAGUUUGUUCUCCUUGAGUCUGAUUCAACAUUUACUGGAAAGCCAAAGCCUCUAGUUUUUGCAGCCCAUCAAGAUCAAUUUAAAUUUGUGGAGCCACGUUUGACUUAUGGGACAAUUGGAGGGAGGUUUAAGAAAGGAGAAAACCCAUUUGUGGAAGAGGCAUAUCAGCGAGUGGCACUGGACCAACUUCUGAAAAUUGCUGGUAUUACUGAUGAUGACUUGUUGAUAAUGUCUGACGUUGAUGAGAUUCCAAGUAGACACACUAUCAAUCUGUUGAGGUGGUGUGAUGAAAUACCUUCAGUCCUUCAUCUUCGGCUGAAGAAUUAUCUGUACUCUUUUGAGUUUCUUGUGGAUAAUAACAGCUGGAGAGCUUCAGUCCACAAAUAUGAGACAGGUAAAACUCGGUAUGCACAUUAUCGCCAAUCAGAUGACAUCUUAGCAGAUGCAGGGUGGCAUUGUAGCUUCUGCUUCCGCCAUAUCAAUGAGUUUACAUUUAAAAUGAAAGCAUACAGCCAUUUUGACAGAGUUAGAUUCUCUUACUUUUUAAACCAUAAAAGAAUUCAGAGAGUAAUCUGCAAGGGGGCUGAUUUAUUUGAUAUGCUUCCAGAGGAGUACACAUUCAAGGAAAUCAUUGGAAAAAUGGGACCAGUACCUCAUUCUUUCUCAGCAGUUCAUCUACCAUCAUAUCUUUUGGAAAAUGCCGAUAAGUACAAAUUUCUCUUGCCUGGAAAUUGCUUACGAGAAAGUGGGUGACAAUCUUAAAUAAGUUUAGAUGUCUGUUCUUUGUAAAGUUCAGUCGGAGCUGCAGGUUCUGUGACUCCUCAUGAAGGGCUCAGUGGAUUAACUAUGACCAGUGUGUUACUGACAUAGCUAUGACAUAAAUCCAGGUGAAUUCUUGUACUUCAUUGGGAAAUGUCUGGGGAGCUGGACAAAUCUUGGAACUUUUAGGGUAAAUUUUUGUAUAUAUCUCUGUAUUUGGGUUUUAUUAUGGUGAAGCAUGCCCAUUCGCUGAGGGUAGACCUUACUGUGAUUGGAUGAGCAUGUUGUUUCAGGGUUAUGUAACUUAUCACUUGUGUUUUGGAUUCCCAGAUAUACCGAAAAAGUAGUUUGAGGUUCUUGCAUAUGUCCUCAUGUUAGGAAGUUUUGUUUUGAGACAUUUAUUUAUGCAUGUUUAGUUAAACUCCUUAAUUUGUACUAUCUGAUUACUUUUAGACCAUAUACAACGUUUAAAAUUGCAUUUGUUUUGA